Molecule: messenger RNA, 223 nt
Organism: Racocetra persica
Lineage: Eukaryota; Fungi; Glomeromycota; Glomeromycetes; Diversisporales; Gigasporaceae
Source: the annotation of a GenBank genome assembly
AUAUUAUGAUGCUUCAAUUUAUGAACUUAGAAAAUAUGUGAAAAAUCUUAAAGAUGAACAAAAUGAAGAAAUUUUACAAGAUUUACUUCCUGAAAUCCAAAAAAUCAUUGAAGCCAAAGACUCAAUUGGUACCUCAACUGAUGGCUCAGCUGAAGGCUCGCCCUAUAAUCUCAUCACGAAAGAUUUAUCUAAAACUAAAGACUCAAUCAAAGACUCAACCUAA